Thelazia callipaeda (thelaziosis nematode) is the source of this 822-nucleotide messenger RNA. The record is from the annotation of a GenBank genome assembly. NCBI's taxonomy places the organism in Eukaryota, Metazoa, Nematoda, Chromadorea, Rhabditida, Thelaziidae.
AUGGAUUUGCUUUCAAGAUUAGAACACAAAGUUCCUGAAAACUUGACAGUUGAACAAUUAUGGCAUGCAAAACAAAUUUUCGACUCAGCUUAUCAUCCAGUCACCAACGAACUCAUGGUUUUGCCAGGAAGAAUGAGCUUUCAAGUACCUGGCAAUAUGCUUUUAACGGGAGCAAUGUUGACCUUCUAUAAGUCUUCGAGCGCUGUAGUAUUUUGGCAGUGGAUGAAUCAGUCGUUUAAUGCGAUUGUUAAUUAUACGAAUCGCUCCGGUGAUAGCGUUUCUACCAGAUUGCUUCUUAGUUCAUAUAUCUGUGCAACAGGUGGUGCUGUGACAGCAGCUUUAGGACUUAAUUCAUUAGUGAAGUCAAUGUCACCGUUAAUUGGACGUUUCGUCCCAUUUUGCGCCGUUGCUGUUGCAAAUGCAAUUAACAUUCCUCUCAUGCGUUCCAAAGAACUUUUUGAUGGCAUUGUUAUAGUAGAUGAAAAAGGUAAAGAAGUUGGUACCAGUAAGAAAGUGGCAGGAAUAGCCAUUAUGAAUGUUACGAUAAGUCGAAUUGCAAUGGCUACUCCAUCGUUUUUGUGCAUACCAGUUUUAAUGAAUAAAAUCGUGAAAAAAGCUUGGUACAAGAAAAGACCUUGGAUAUCAGCUCCACUACAAACUGUAUUGGCUGGCUUGGUCUUAACAUUUGCAACACCACUGUGCUGCGCGAUUUUUCCUCAAAUGAGCUCCAUUGAAACGAGAUAUUUGGAGCCAGAAGUUCAAGAUAAAAUUAAAAAUCUUGAAGAUCCACCUGAACGCGUUUAUUAUAAUAAAGGGUUGUAA